This is a messenger RNA of Lithohypha guttulata, 1482 nucleotides long. It is a transcript of the gene RRD1, whose product is annotated as Serine/threonine-protein phosphatase 2A activator 1. Lineage: Eukaryota; Fungi; Ascomycota; Eurotiomycetes; Chaetothyriales; Trichomeriaceae. Gene Ontology annotation, biological process: mitotic spindle organization. The transcript has a single exon. Gene Ontology annotation, cellular component: nucleus; protein phosphatase type 2A complex; cytoplasm. The coding region runs from base 1 to 1482 and encodes 493 amino acids. Gene Ontology annotation, molecular function: peptidyl-prolyl cis-trans isomerase activity; protein tyrosine phosphatase activator activity. The record is from RefSeq and is a predicted model, not a curated record.
AUGUCUGCUUCACCACGUCUGCGCGCAGUUGAGAUCUCGAAAAUCAAUACGUUCGCCGAACCUGUCAAGAGAAUACAUGAUGGUGCUGAUGUACAAUUUUUUCUUCAGUCGCUUGCAUAUAGGGAUGUUACUACCUUCAUACUUCAGUUGAACAGGUCUAUGGUGCCUAGAAGAACGACGUCCGAUAAUAGUAUUCAUGAGUUCAGGUUGGACCACGAAUACGAACCUAUUCACCAGGUGAGAUGCAUACAACAAGUUAUCACGAAUUUGGAUCUCCUGAUAUCUGAGGCACCACCAGACACAGGACCCAGAAGGUUUGGAAAUAUCAGCUUCAGGAAGUGGUACAAGCUUGCUGAGGAGUGCGCUCAGCGACUGCUAGAGGAAGUGCUGCCAGUAGAACUACACCCGGCAAUCGUCGAAUACAAGGCGUACCUGCUUGGAAGUUUCGGCAGCCCUCAGCGGCUUGACUAUGGAACUGGUCACGAAUUGAGCUUUAUUGCUUUCCUGGCCUCCUUAUGGAAGACUGACUAUUUCAGCAGCUCACCCAAGACGUCCGAGAACGCCGGCACCUUCACAGCACCCUCGUCCGUGAGCACAGAAAGACAGAUUGUUCUCUUGCUAUUUCAGCAAUAUCUGUCCCUGAUUCGAAAGCUCAUCAUCACCUACAAUCUCGAGCCUGCAGGCUCACAUGGUGUCUGGGGUCUAGACGACAAUUCCUUCUUGCCAUAUCUCUUCGGCUCUGCACAAUUCUGUCCACCGUUGCCUGAGGAUAAAUCUUCAUCUACACCGACACCGACUUCGGGCUCUCUAUCAUCUUCACCAGACCCUUCGAUUGUGACCAAACGGAACCUUGUUGAGAAGGAGGCAAAAGCUAACUUGUACUUCUCUGCUAUCGAUUUCAUCUACACUGUGAAACGUGGACCCUUCUGGGAACACAGUCCCAUUCUUUUCGAUAUCAGUGGCAUAAAAGAUGGCUGGGGCAAGAUCAACAAAGGCCUGAUAAAGAUGUACGACGCUGAAGUGCUCGCAAAAUUUCCAGUAGUACAGCACUUCCCCUUCGGCCGCCUGUUUGCAUGGGAGAAGGAUCCAGAUGCGAAAACGCCACUACAUAGCACACAUACCACGAGCCAACCACUUCGCGACCCUAGAGGUGCUGGGAACGGUUCUGCUAUGAUGCGUCCUCCUCCAGGUCCAGGAGUAGGCACUGCAGCUCCUUGGGCUGCCCCAGCAGGCUCAAGGCCAGCUCCGGCAGGGUUCGUCAAUGGUGUCACACAGGCACCUUGGGCAAAUGCACCUGUGACUCGAAGAGCAGCAGCACCGUCUCUUCAUUCUCAAGCUUCGAGGCCCACAGGCAAUUCCGCUAGAAACUCUGGGUCGCAGUUCUUGCAACGGCCCGACCAGAGACCUGUUUCUGCUGCGUCACCUCAGCAGGUCAAGCUCGCCGAGAAGACUGCUGAGACGGUACCUGAAGAAAAGACUUGA